AUGGGUUACCAACUUUGGCAUAAUAUUCCCACUGUGGGAACAACUGAUGCCCCAGACAUUGCCUCUAGACUUACUCAGCUAGCACACCUGUGCAUGGAAAUCCAAUCCAGCAUACAACUAGCAGAAGAAACAGUCAAGAAAUGGAAUAAGGGCAACUUCAUUGAACACUCACCAGGACAGAAAGUAUGGCUGGGAGCAACUAACCUCAAGGGGUUACAUCCAAAAGCAAAACUUGGACUAAAGUGCUAUGGACCCUUCACCAUUGAUCAGAAACUGUCACCAGUGGUUUACCACUUAAAACUACCACCCAAAUGGAAGAUUCAUCCUGUGUUUCACACAGGACUACUCUAUCCUUAUUCGGAAACAACAAUGCACAGAAAGAAUGACCUUCAACCUCCACCAGAACUCAUCAAGAACCAGGAGGAGUUUGAAAUUGAACGUAUCAUUGAUUUGAAAACAGUUGGCAAGUGA
This is a messenger RNA of Fibroporia radiculosa, 471 nucleotides long. RefSeq lists its product as uncharacterized. The transcript has a single exon. Bases 1 to 471 code for a protein of 156 amino acids. NCBI's taxonomy places the organism in Eukaryota, Fungi, Basidiomycota, Agaricomycetes, Polyporales, Fibroporiaceae. The record is from RefSeq and is a predicted model, not a curated record.